ACAUACUAUCCAAUGCGGGUUGCUUUAUAUAUAUAGUCAUCCUAAUCUUAAUGAAAUUGGGUAUUCAGUAUACAAUUAGAUACUAAAACAUGCUUAGACCAAUUACAGACUCAAUCAGCUCUAGGUGCAAUUUUUUGUUUGGUGAGAAUCUCUGAAUUUUUCUGGUAUGCUUUGGAUGCCUUUUCUAUUUUAUGGAAUAUGAUGAUGAUUGUUUAUUAAAGUUAAACGCGUGGUUUUAUUUCCGAGCUUUUCAGGAAGAUGUUAGGACUUCUCUUUUCUGCAAAAGUUUUGAUUCUUGGGUGCACGGACCACGUCUUCUUUUCUCCCAACUCCUUAUUCCUGUUCCUAUGUACAUGUUUUCCUUUGAUAUAGAGCUAAUACCACUAUAUAGCCCAACAGCUAUCAAAUUUUAUACCUCUACAAUCUCUAAAUCUCAAGCCGCUCAUAGUUCAAGAGGAUUAAUGUUCAAUUCAUCUAAAUUUAAUUAAGCCUCAAUUAAUCAGUAGUGACAUUUAAUAAAACUUGUUAUAAGUUAUAACGGUAAACAAGUUUCAUAGUUCAUUCUGUGAUAUGACUGAGACCCAAGCACAUACUUUGGAUGAUUGCGAAUGGGGACGACGAGUAUGGCGCCCCUCCCCCACGAGAGUCUGUUUUGAGAAGAAGGUGAACGAUGAUUGCCGGGCUUGGCUAGAGGCAGUGAUAGAUGUAGUUGAGCAAAAUUUGUUGGAGCAGUGGAGUGUCCUGUUAUACUAUAUCCGGAAAGAACGUAAUGCCCAUUUGUUCAACGGCUAUAAGCUGGACGAGCUGGAAAAUGCAUCUUCUGCUGCUAAGAUGUUAGACGAAUAUCAAACGAGACAUGAGAAGGAGCUCGGCGUUCAGACAGCUGCCCCUGUGAAGCGUUGGAUGGCACCGCCCAAUGGUAGAAUAAAGAUUAACUCGGAUGCGGGUAUACUCCCGGGAGAAGGAGCAGGGCUAGGUGCAGUGGCGAGAGACUUAGAAGGUAAAUUCCUUUUUGCUGCAGCGAAGAAAGUACCAGAUAUAUAUGAUCCAGAAGAUGCUGAAGCUAUGGCAGUUGAGCUUGGGGUGCAUACUGUUGAUGAAGACAGAAACCGAUAAACGAUGAACAGUAAUCGGAAAUAGACACAGACACGGAGUUUACGUGGUAUCCCUGGAAAUCCAGGACUAAUCCACGGAAGAGCUUUGAAUGCUCUUCAGGCUACUGAUUUACUGAUUUACGGGAAGGUUACAGAAUCCAAAAAUGAUGAUGGCGGCAGGACCACUCUCCCUCUUAUACAUCUAGUGUCCCUCUAGGUUAAACUCAACAGCUCUACGUCUAACCUAGUGCAUAGGCCUGCAUGGACAUGACGUAUGGGCUUAACAAUAAUUAAUGGGCCAUACAAUCAUUAACUACAUAAUCUCCUACAUAAACCCAUAUAAACCGUAGCCUAGCAUGAUCAUCACUUAACACAUACGGCAGCCCAACUUAACCUCAAGAACCCGCUGUUGGAGAUGGAUUGUUUGAAUCUAGUGAUAGAUAUCACUCAGGCCGAAAGAAUCAGAACGGAGAAGGGAGUUGUUUGCAGGAACAUCCGGCGAUUGAUUGGUCAAAUGGGAGAAGUUUCAUGGCAUUACGCACCAAGGGAAGCAAACGUUGCAGCUCAUAUAAUGGCGCAUGUGGAAACGAUUUGAAAUGAAAGAUGCGUGUGGGUAGAUAGGCCACCCAUCAUACUUGUAGAUCAGCUAAAUUUGGAUAAUGUAAUCUUUCCUGCUGAUUAAUGAAAGCUCUACAGGUUCCUAGUAAAAAAAAAAAAAGAAGUAAGAGUUGGAAUUAUUAUUUAUGAUUUUCACUUUUAUAAAACUCACACAUAUGUGUAGUAGAAUGAGGCACGAUUAUGUUUCAACCAUGCCAACCCAUCGCAACCCUCAAUUAAUCACAGUCCUAUUAUCUAUAAAUAUAUGGAAGAGAAAUAAAAAAAAGGAAGAAAAUUUUUCAUAACUAAUGAGAUCAAGCAGCAAGCACACAGUAGCUUUCCAGUAGUACUUCUUCUCUUCAUAUUUAUGUUUUUGUUGAUGUAGCACCAGCAGUAGUAGUAGGAAAACGAGAAAAAAAAAACCUGCCAAUCUGGGCCUUGGAGUUGUUGGGCUUCUGCCUCGUCAGCCCACCUCGACUGGACCGACACUCUUUUAUGGUGAAAUGAACUAAGUAAUAACUUUUUAUCAAUAUUUAUAUCUUUUGCUUUUACGACUAAUUAAUUAAUUAACAACAAGCAUCUCGAACCCGGUCGGUCAAGAUCCGUUGACCAUGCUCACGAUGAUAACGACGAGGAAGAAGCCCGCCUCCAGAUGUGCUCGAGUUCCCUGGCGAAGGCCUUCUGUCGGCCCACAAUAAUGGUGAUGUGGUCCUUGUCGUGAACCACCUUAACUCUGGCACGUGGCACCCUCCGCUGCACGUUGAAGCUGCACUCCACCGGGAUGAGCUCGUCGUCGUUGCCGUGGAUGACGUUGACGUCGCAUUUGAGCCGGUCACGGACUUCGUCGAGGUAGCCAUCAAGCUUGCUGCCGGUGCCGCAGAUGAUGUUGUGGAGGGUGUGCCAGGCCGCGUUGUGGGUGUGGCAGAAGAAACCUUCUAGCAAGAAAGUCCUCACCCUGCCAAAACACAAUUCAUCGUCACCGUCAGUAGAUUCAAGCGGGAAAUGCAGGAAUUUUUUUUGGGUGUUAAAUAGAGGUCAUUAUCGUGAAGGAUGUUAUUGUAUCAAUCAAUUCUGAAGGAGAGGGCAGAAACAGAGAGCACCCAUAAAAAUGCAUCUGUGCGGUGCCAUACGUCUCAGGAAGAUGUUCAGUGCAAGUAGUAACAAUAAAUGGAAAACCGAAAGAAAUUGAUUGAUUUCUUCUGUCUUCAUCAGUUUGGUUGGAUGACUUGUAGUCCAUCUACAUUUGACCCAUUUUCAGCCUCGAGUUACUUUCCUUUUUUUCCCUUUUGGCCGGUGAGCAUACCCUAUUUUCUUUCUUUUCUUUAGUUGAUUGUUAACGCAAAAUUGAAUUCUAAGAACUCCUACUAUUAUUUUUUUUUUAAGUGCGAAAUGGAACACUUAAAU
Molecule: messenger RNA, 3095 nt
Organism: Linum trigynum
Lineage: Eukaryota; Viridiplantae; Streptophyta; Magnoliopsida; Malpighiales; Linaceae
Source: the annotation of a GenBank genome assembly